UGUACCGUAGUGAGAGAAUAGAGGCGCAGCCUGGAUCUGAGCUCGGCUGCAGGGACUGUCUCUCCGGAGGGUUCUGGUUCCGGAGCCGCCGGGACCGAGUCACCGAAAGACGACAAACGUCCAGAUCGGGCAUUUGAUAAAGCAGAAGGUAGAACCCAGAACCUCGGAGCUGGUGUACCGAUGGACUCGACCGAUUUCCGGGUCACGUGGUGGAUGCAUAAUAAGCCAACCAAAGAACGUAAUAUAGCCUGCACCGACCGUAUAUGAAACAAUACACGCGCACUGAAACCUAACCGAGGCUGGCCUUGGUUCGGAUGACCGCAGUGGUGCUGCCUCCCUGAGCUCCAUCAGCCGUGCAGGUGCCGAGCCGAGCGGCACACCGGGCCCAGCGGCUCUGAGAAGGGGGACACGGCAUGCCAGAGCCGGGGGGAUAUCUCAUGUGAUCCGUUGUGUCAGGGAUGUACAGUCUCGUGAGGAUUGUACACAGAAUGUGGGCCCGCUGCACCCUGUACUGACUGUUCUGACUGAACAGACUGUACUGAGACACAGCCUGACUGAUCUGGUUCUGCUCUGAUGGGCUCACACAGAGCUGCUUAUAUGCAGGAACACCUGUUCUGUAAAGCUGCUGCAGGACAGAGCGUUGGAAUUUAGAGUGAGUCGAGGUCAAGAAAAAGGCUUCGGUGUUCCAUGUGCCCGUUAGCGUCUUCUUGUCAAGAUGAGUACGGACAGACCCAAACGGAACAUCAUCAGAAAGAAAUAUGUAAGUGACAUCAGUGACGGGAUGCCGUGGUGUGAAGAACGUCUCGUCCGCAAAGUCCUCUUCCUGUCCCUCAGGGAAUUCAGAGACACACACCGUGCCACACAAAAACACUCACACAUACACACACGUGCACACAAGCACACAACAAAAAAUACUCUCCUUCAUGCUCAGCGAAAGACAAGGACACUGCCAAAAACCCACAAACAGCAAAACACACGCACAAGACAGAGUGUGCACACGCCACGACAAAGACCACCUAUCACACACACACAGAAAAACACACAAAAUAUGCACAUUUCAAAACCCCCUCAUGGAGACUCCAACAAAGCGCAAAAAAAUAACGUGUCUCAGGACUCAUGCACACCAAGAAAUAAAUGUACGUCCACCCUACAGAACAUGCAAACACAAUCAGGGAGAAUGACACACACUGUACAACCCAAACAAGAUAAUACACACACACUCCAGAGGAAUGCUGCAUCCACCAGGACACUACGCUCGCAUAAAACACAUAAAACACUGCCGCUGCUCAACUCAAAACACGCAGAAAGUGCAAAACACACACAUGUUGCUCAGCACAAACACUCAGUGAAGAACACACAGACGCUGCUGAAGGCUGCUACCCCCCCGAGGACGCUGCGCUCACACCCCCCCACACGCCUCAGGGGCUCCCUUGUUAAUGGCAGCAUCAGCGGCUGUCAGUCCCUGCUGUCGGCCCGCUGGAGCCUCUCUCUGCAGACGCAGCUCCGCCCGGCCGGCCUCCACCGCCACAGGGACGGCUCCUCCAGCAAGAAGUCAGCUGCAGGGUCAUCAUUACCACGGCUGCAGGCGCAGAGGAAGUUUGCUCAGUCCCCUCCCAGCUCUCCAGGGCCGCCAGCAAUGAUGUCAUCAGCACGAGGUAAGCACGGACACAACCUGGCGGUAGUCACCUGUCUGACGAGGAGGCGACCCAAGACCGAGGACUUCCUGUCCUUUCUCUGUCUGAGAGGUUCAGCAGCGUUGCCUAGCAACAUGGCCUUCUUAGCGAGUGGACGAGCGAAGGAGCCAGCUGGCCCCCAACCAAUCCCAACCAAUCACAAGACUGCAGCGCAGGGGAAUAACAUGAGCCUCUUCAGCAGAACAACAGUGCAGCGGGACUCUCGCUCUCUGAGGGGGGGGCCUGCCGGCUAUGCAGCGGGGGGCUCCUUCUGCCCUCUGAGCGCCCGUGCACAGAGGAGGAGGGAGAGAGAGAGGAGGAGUAGAGAGGGGGGAGCUGAGAGACACCUGCUGAGACCCCGGCAGCUCCCCCUGCAGGUCAGGAGGACAGGCCAGAUUUCCAUGGUGACUGGACUCUCUGAUCAAAGAGCUUCCUGUGUCAGGUCAGUUCCCAUCUUAAAGCCGAGCUCCGGGGGAGCCAGCAGACGCUCCCCCAGGCCCUCCCCCAGGCCUAGCAAUACCUGUAAACCCAGACUCCAGGAAGCCAAAAACAAACACCUCACCCAGCGCAGCAAACACCAGCUGCCUCGUAACCACCGCCUUCCUCCACAACCCCGCACCACCCCAGACAAAUCCAGAAACCCCAAGACCAUCAGCAGUGUGCAGAACUCAGGAAGACAUCCCAGCAGGACUCAAACCCCAGUGACUAAUGGCUCAGCGAUUAGAGCAAUCACUGAGAACCCUGAGGUUCUGAGGUCAUCCAGAAGAAGGAGAGGCCUCCCCCCCGACACCAGCCCCACCCCUCUGAACAACAAGAACUCAAAGAAGGCCAGGACAGUGCAGUGCAGCCAUGCUGAUGUCCCAGAGAAGAGGGAAUGCCAUGUUGGGGAGAUCCCUCAGAGGGAGGCCAGCUGUGAUGCAGAUGUAAGAGAAGUGUCUGAAGGCCACAUAAGUGAAAUCACUGAAGACCUUCCACAGGACAAAUGUGGCUGUGUUGGAGAGAUGACAGUAGAGAGGGGUUGUGGUGUUGGUGAAGACAAACAUGUUGAAAGUUUGUCCUCCGUCUCUUCUCAAGAAGAGGUCAACCUUUCUACCAUGAUCGCAAACUCUGAGCUAGGCCCCGUCAGUGAGGUCAUCAGCAGACAUGUGAGAGACAGAAGGCUCCAGAGAAAUCAGACUGUCCCCAGACUAAUGACCAGGACUGCUGAUUCCAGGAGGAGGACUACUGCCAUUAAAGUUGCUAUGAACUCAUUGACUUCUACAGACACACACAGUAAUCCACCAGCCAGUGUUUUUGCCAAGCACACUGCUAAGGGCACUAACACAUGUUCUAGCAAGGACAUGACCAAGUGUACUUCACCAUCCAGCAGAUGCUCUCCAAUCCUGAAUUCCAAAGGUGCUGUAAAAGACCCUUCUAAGGGUACCACAGAGUACUCGACAGAGAACUGUUCAGCUGUCAGUAGUUAUUCCAACACUUCCAGGAGCUCUGCAAAGGGCCCCACCCAGAUCAAGUCUACUACCUCAGCCAUUAAGACCAGAAGCAGCCCUAGAAUCCUUCAGAGGCGCUAACAACACCUGAUUAACUAUAUUAAGAAAUUGAUGAUUAGCAAAAUGUUUUUGGCUGCUUGGAUAGUGAUAUGUGUACUGUUCACUACACAUGUCAAUAACUUUGGGAUCAUUUGUAUUAUUUAAUGGUUUAGAAAGUGAAGGCUCAUGAACACCUUCUGUUUCGCGCAGACAGGUCCGUAGGAGGAAAUGUUCAUAAGCGAGUGAAGACAGACUUCCCACACAGUCCUUUACUUGCAUAGAACUUUAUUUAUAAAAACAAUGUUCCAACCCAAGAUCUACAUGAGGUAAAGCUUAAAGGUGAGGUUUUACCUGAUAAUGAUCUUAUGACAAACACAUUUCUCAAUAAAGUAAAUAGCAAGUUAAAGGACAGUGUGUUUCCAACACUUUUCACAGCCUAAUGGCAGACAAGUUGUGUAAAGGCCCAGAUACACCGGCCAGUCACCUGAGAAGUCGCCGACGCCGACACCGACUGUUGCGUCGCCGGAC
Molecule: messenger RNA, 3727 nt
Organism: Notothenia coriiceps (black rockcod)
Lineage: Eukaryota; Metazoa; Chordata; Actinopteri; Perciformes; Nototheniidae
Product: protein Jumonji-like
Exons: 9
Coding region: 716-3241 (841 amino acids)
Source: RefSeq, a predicted model, not a curated record